AUGGCUAGCGGGGCUCCCCCUGCCUGGAAGCGCUCUGGGGGAGGAGCAGCAUGCAGGGUGUUACAGGACAUGGACCCCAAGCUGUCCCCAGAGGAGAAGAGGGUCCUGGAAAGGAAGCUGAAGAAGGAGCGAAAGAAAGAAGAGAAGAAGCGUCUGCAGGAAGUGGGUGUUGCUGAGGCCCAGAGCCCACCCGCCAGGCGCUCGGGAGCAGAGCUGGCCCUGGACUACCUCUGUGGAUGGGCCCAAAAGCACAAGAACUGGAGAUUUCAGAAGACGAGGCAGACGUGGCUCCUGCUACACAUGUACGACAGUGACAAGGUUCCCAAUGAGUACUUCUCUACCCUGCUGGCCUACCUGGAGGGGCUGAAGGGCAGGGCCCGCGAGCUGACGGUGCAGAAGGCUGAAGCCCUGAUGCAGGAGCUAGAUGAGACGGGCACUGGUGACCCAGAUCCCUUCCUGCUGGGGAAGACCCAGCGCAUCCGGCAGGUGCUGCAGCUGCUUUCCUAGCGGGACAGGGGCCACUGCCCCAACUCAGGGUGGUCCUUGGACCGCUCAGGAUGCAGCUGACCACCUCUUCCCAGUGGUGGUGUUGGGGGACCCAGCAGGGGUAAGCAGGGUCAGCAGCAGGUUGGUGGCCAAGUGGGGGCUAGCGGCUUCUGAGUACUAGAUCUUUGUCCCUCCCCAGCACCAGACCCUUGAAAGGGAUCUUCUUCCUCCUGACCCUAUUGGGCCAGAGAGUGUUGACAGAUGAUAGUAUGUCUUGAUACCUCUAGAGCAGAGCAUGAGCACUCCAAAACAGCCCAGAGCCAGCUUCACAUGGCCCUCAAGCCCCCUGGAAGUUGCUUUUGAGGGAAAUGUCUAUUUUUCUACCAGAUAUAUUUUAGAAAUUGGCCCGCCCCUCCUGCCAGCUGUGGUCCAUCAUUGUUGGGAUCUGGGGGCUACCUCGAGCUGGGGCCUGCACAUUCUGUCUGGCAGCCCCUCCAGUGUGGGCCCACAUUCCUGGUCACCUGCCUGACAGGGGCCCAACUGCAGCAUGUCCAUCUGUCACCUUCCUCCUGGGACCACACACAGGCUGUUGUCCAGCUACAGGGAAAGCCUGUAACUUUCCCUGGUGUCAGGAUCAUGCACCUGUGUGCAGAAAUGGACUCAGCUGGCUAUAUUUUCAAUAAAAACCAGCCCACGUUGAGCCAUG
Galeopterus variegatus (Sunda flying lemur) is the source of this 1192-nucleotide messenger RNA. It is a transcript of the gene CHLSN, whose product is annotated as chromosome unknown open reading frame, human C7orf50. The transcript is spliced from 4 exons. Bases 1 to 507 code for a protein of 168 amino acids. The record is from RefSeq and is a predicted model, not a curated record. Lineage: Eukaryota; Metazoa; Chordata; Mammalia; Dermoptera; Cynocephalidae.